AUGCAAUUCUCUACCGUCGCCAUCUUCGCUGCCGCCGCCGCCGUUUCUGCUCACAAGAACGUCACCACCGUCACUGACCUCCACUCCUCUUUGGUCACCAUCACCUCUUGCGGCCCAGAGGUCACUGACUGCCCAGCUCACCACCCAUCCACCGUUGCCAACGUUUCCACCUACGAGGGUGCUGCCAACAAGCAGUUCGCCGCCGGUGCCGUUGCCUUGGCUGCUGGUGCUUUGCUUGCUUUGUAA
Molecule: messenger RNA, 246 nt
Organism: Candidozyma auris
Lineage: Eukaryota; Fungi; Ascomycota; Pichiomycetes; Serinales; Metschnikowiaceae
Gene: PGA58
Product: Pga58p
Exons: 1
Coding region: 1-246 (81 amino acids)
Source: RefSeq, a predicted model, not a curated record